Molecule: messenger RNA, 1012 nt
Organism: Erythranthe guttata (spotted monkey flower)
Lineage: Eukaryota; Viridiplantae; Streptophyta; Magnoliopsida; Lamiales; Phrymaceae
Product: zinc finger A20 and AN1 domain-containing stress-associated protein 5
Biological process (GO): protein ubiquitination
Molecular function (GO): DNA binding; ubiquitin-protein transferase activity; zinc ion binding
Source: RefSeq, a predicted model, not a curated record
UCAACCCUCCCCCUCUCUCUCUCUAAAAAUUCUCUCUCUCUCUCUAGAAAACUUUAUCGUAAUUUUAAGAUCAUUUUUUCUGAUUUUUUUCUACGAUAUAUUUUUUUUUCCUAAACUCCGAUGGCGCAGAAAACAGGGAAUGAAGAAACCGAAUUCAAGGUCGUACCUGAGAGCAUCGCGUUGUGCGUGAAAUGCGGUGUUCCGGGGAAUUCCGCCGCCAAUAAUCUAUGCCAGAAAUGCUUCAGCAGCACCACCGCCGAGGCUUCGACCUCCGCCGUCGCGGCGGCGCCUGCGUCUUCAUCCGGCGGAGCGAAGCCGAAAAGCCUCGUCUUCGGGGAGAAAUCGUUCAGAUCUAGAUCCUCCACGAGAUCCUCACCGGAGAGACGGUUGAAUCUGCCUGUAACGGUUCUAGAUCUGGAGAAAAAUCCUUCCGCCGUCGCCGACGCUGCGCCGCCGGCGAAGAGAGAAGUCAACCGUUGCACCGGUUGCCGGAGGAAGGUCGGAUUGACCGGAUUUAGAUGCCGGUGCGGCGAGCUUUUCUGCGCCGAUCAUCGGUACUCCGACCGCCACGAUUGCAGCUACGACUACAAAACCGCCGGCCGUGAGGCGAUCGCGAGGGAGAAUCCGGUGGUCAAAGCUGCGAAAAUAGUCAAAAUUUGAAUUUCGUGCCAAAAAAGAAAAAACAAGCCUUUUAUAUAUAUUUAUGCAGGCAAGCAAAUGAAAUUCGAUUAAGAAAUGAAAAUUUGGAACACUGUUGCUGCAGUUCCCUUCGCGCGUGGAGACGAAACGUAGAAGAUGGAGAUGGGAAGACUAUAAUAUAUGGGAUUUUAUAAUUUCUAUAUUUAAAAAAAAUUAUGGAAUUAAAUUUUCUUGUGACAGAGAUUAUGAAAUUUAUUUUAUCUCAUCUUCGAGUGAUUUUUUUUUCUUUUUUAUUUUUUAUAAAUUUUUUUUUUCUUCUCUCAUUUGCAGUUGAACUUUUUAUUAUUAAUAAUCAGUUUCAUAUUUGUAUGUA